AUGGCAAAGGUCCGAGAAAGGUAUUGGGUUCCUCGGCUUCGUCGAUUAGUCAAAAAGCAAAGGAAGAGAUGCUACAGAUGCAAGAGAUUCACGACCAAACCGUAUCAAGCUCCAAUACCUGCUCCUUUACCAAAGACUCGAACAGAAGGAACCACACCGUAUAAAGUCAUUGGUGUCGAUUUCGCCGGUCCGAUUAAGUAUAAAGUCAAGAAAAAUCAAGAAGGAAAAGCCUAUCUAGUGCUCUUUUCCUGUAGUUUGACGCGAGGAGUAUAUCUUGAAUUGUUGAAGAGUCUUGAGACAACUUCUUUCCUGCAAAGUCUAAAACGGCUCAUAGCAAGGCGAGGUCGUCCUUCGCUGAUCUAUUCGGACAAUGCAAAAACGUUCCAAGCUGCAGCAGCAUGGUUAAAGAGAGCAAUGCAAGACGAGAGGUUUCACAGCGCGCUCAGUAAACAUAGCAUUAAAUGGAGAUUCAAUCUGUCCCGCGCACCCAGGUGGGGAGGCCAAUUUGAGCGAUUGAUCGGUGUAUUCAAAUCAUCAUUUUACAAAGUCGUUGGUAAAGGACUUCUGAAAUUCGAUGAACUGGCAGAAGUUGUUCUGGACGUAGAAAUUUGUAUGAACAAUCGACCAUUGAGCUAUGUAGAGGAUGAUGUUGAACUCCCCGUACUGACGCCAUCUUCGUUCGUACUGCAACAGACGAAUGUCAUCCCUGAGGUGGAGAGUCAUCACAUUAAGGACGGUGAAUUACGGAAGCGAGCAAAGUAUUUGCACAAAAUCAAAACCCAAUUGUGGAACAGAUGGCAGCGAGAAUAUUUAACAAGUCUACGCCAACGCAAUCAAGUUAACAAAUCAGCAACCGAAUCUCAUCCGAAAGAGGGAGAUAUCGUUUUAAUUAAGGGUGAUGAGAAAAACAGAAAUAUGUGGAAGAUCGGAAAGGUAACGAUGUUGAUCCGUGGAAGGGAUGGAGUUGUGAGAGGAGUCAAACUUCAGUGUGGAAAAAUAUCUCUUGAGAGACCAAUCCAACUGAUCUAUCCUUUAGAAUUACAAUGCGACGUCAGCAACCAUCAAAAGAAGUUGCGAGUGAACGCCGAAGAAUUCAGACCAAGACGACAAGCUGCUGUGGAUGCGGAGGCGAUAAAUCAGGAGCUAAUGGAACAGGAAUGA
Messenger RNA from Xenia sp. Carnegie-2017, 1161 nucleotides. RefSeq lists its product as uncharacterized. Gene Ontology annotation, molecular function: nucleic acid binding. Gene Ontology annotation, biological process: DNA integration. The transcript has a single exon. Lineage: Eukaryota; Metazoa; Cnidaria; Anthozoa; Malacalcyonacea; Xeniidae. The coding region runs from base 1 to 1161 and encodes 386 amino acids. The record is from RefSeq and is a predicted model, not a curated record.